GUGUGCGCGAGGAGGAGAACGCACUGCUCCGUAGUUUGCACCAAAGAGAUUUUGAACGGUUGUUGUUUUUUUAAAUACUUCUCCCUCCCCCCCUCCCGGACUGGGCGACCUUCUGCCGCUGCGCCUACUUCGCGGGGUGGGUGUGGGUGUGGAAUCUCUCUGGAAGAGGUCCGAGCAUCUUAUUGGGCAGUCUUCAGGUGGGCCGCGCACUUUUGAGGUGACCUGGUAAUCUUUUCGUAUCAGUAGGUAUUGGCCCGCUCUCCGAAUGGCCCUCAACAAAUCUAUGCACGAGAGGAAUAGGUACAAGAACAAACCUCCCGACUUCGCUUUUCUGGCAUCCAAGUAUCCAGAAUUUAAGCAGCAUGUGCAAGUUAACUUGUCCGGAAGAGUGAGUGUAAAUUUCAAGGAUCCACAAGCAGUGAGAGCCCUGACGUGUACUGGUGCAUCCUGUAUUUACCCAUUACUGGGUGCAACUUUGAAUGGAUGGUAUUUUAUUGCAACAGAAGUGGAUGAUGUGUGCUUCAGCUAUGCCAAGAAAAAUGUAGAGCAAAAUAACUUAUCUGAUCUUAUAAAAGUGGUUAAAGUACCACAAAAAACACUACUCCUGGAUGCCUUAGAAGAAGAGUCUGAAGUUAUUUAUGACUUCUGUAUGUGCAAUCCUCCAUUUUUUGCCAACCAACUAGAAGCGAAGGGAGUAAAUUCUCGUAAUCCUAGAAGGGCACCUCCUAGUUCAGUCAAUACAGGAGGCAUAACUGAGAUUAUGGCUGAAGGAGGAGAGCUAGAAUUUGUCAAGAGAAUCAUUCAUGAUAGCUUGCAACUUAAAAAAAGAUUACGGUGGUAUAGUUGUAUGUUGGGAAAGAAAUGCAGUUUGGCACCUUUGAAAGAAGAACUGCGAAUCCAUGGAGUUCCUAAAGUCACCCAUACUGAAUUCUGCCAAGGUCGUACUAUGCGAUGGGCCCUGGCUUGGAGCUUCUAUGAAAAUGUCAAAGUUCCAUCACCUCCUUCCAAGAAAAGGAAAUUAGAAAAACCUCGGAAACCAAUCACAUUUCUCGUCUUGGCAUCAACGGCCAAAGAGUUAGGUAUGAGAGCUUCAUCUGUAGGAAUCAAUGCUGUUGAAGGAUUAGGAGUUGUUGCCGCAUGGAUUAGAAAACUACUCACUGACCUGAAGGUUCAGCAUAAAACACUUCCAUGUGGAAAAGAUGAGGUCAGCUUGUUUCUAACAGCUGUGGAAAAUUCCUGGAUUCAUUUAAGGAGAAAAAAGAGGGACAGAGUCAGGCAAUUGCGUGAACUUCCUCGAGCAUCUGAAGAUUUCCUGCAAUCAACAGAAGAAAAGAAUCAGAAAACAUCCUGUAACAUCUCUGAGUGUGAAGGAAAUGCAAAUGGGUCUACUGAAAAAUCUUCUGAGGUACUUUGUCUUGAUGUUGAGUCCUCAGAGGGUAAUGGACUCAAUAAUGUACCUGCAAUUCAGGAGAAAAAUAUGCAGGGAUCCAUUGAGGAAAGCAGCAGCGCAAAGGAACCAUCCUUCAUUUCAGAAUCCAAAGAUUCUGGGACCAAGACCUUUGCUACUGAAAUCCUGGCUCUUGAAACUGGACAGAAUGAUAACACUUCAAGGGAAUGGUUCCUUUUCAAAUGUGUGUUAAUUGUGAAGAAAGAAGGUCCUGAUAUUUUAAUAGAAAUGCACUGGAUUGAUGGACAGAACAGAGACUUAAUGAAUCAACUGUGCACUUACCUAAAGAAUCAGAUAUUUCGUUUGAUCACAACUUAAAAACAUGGAUGUAUGGAAGAAUUAUCCUUAUUUUUGUAAUCUUGCUUUUGUAUUUAACACCCUGUUUCCCUGAAAAUAAGUCCUAGCCUGAAAAUAAGUCCUAGCAUGUAUUACACAUGUGCAUAAUAUAAUCCGCCUGCCCCCCCCCCCAAAUAAGCCCUAUUUAAGACCCGUGCAGCCAGCUACCUGCCAAUUCCAUCUGAUUCUCACAGUGUGGUGGCCACGAGGCAAGAUGGGGUGGUGGAGCUGCCCCAUGUGCCCCGCAACCAGGCCAUUCACGCCCUGACACUUGCCUCGCAACAGCAGCAGCAACCAUGUUGUGGCCUGUCAGCUACCAGCCUCUCUAACAGUUGAGUCAGAUGAGGAGAAAGUAUUAGAGUGGCAAGGCAAGGCAAGUGGCAGACAACUAUUCAUCUCCCUUGGUCAGCUACUGACUUCUGAAUCCUGUCUGGGACUAUCAGACUCCUUCCUUUGAAUCGGCGGCACUACGAGUCAGGUGUGCCUUCUGGGUGGGAGUGUGGAGGUGUCUGCUUUUGGAAAAAAGCUAGUGUACCUUCCAGAACUUGUUGUGAGAGCAUGGAGAAAGAGAGAGACUCCUGAUGUGGGGCCAUUUCAGGGGGAAAGGGAGGGAGCUCAGCUUUCCACAGGCACUGAAAGACUUAUUAGCCUGUUAUGAGAGAAAGACUUUUUGCUAGAGCUGAUGAUGCUCCUAAUAAAGGGAAUAUUUAAUUAAA
Thamnophis elegans (Western terrestrial garter snake) is the source of this 2499-nucleotide messenger RNA. RefSeq names its product methyltransferase like 16 (gene METTL16). The transcript is spliced from 9 exons. Gene Ontology annotation, cellular component: nucleus. Gene Ontology annotation, biological process: rRNA base methylation. The record is from RefSeq and is a predicted model, not a curated record. Bases 266 to 1765 code for a protein of 499 amino acids. NCBI's taxonomy places the organism in Eukaryota, Metazoa, Chordata, Lepidosauria, Squamata, Natricidae. Gene Ontology annotation, molecular function: 23S rRNA (adenine(1618)-N(6))-methyltransferase activity.